Messenger RNA from Neurospora hispaniola, 935 nucleotides. Its product is annotated as ubiquitin-conjugating enzyme/RWD-like protein. The transcript is spliced from 2 exons. NCBI's taxonomy places the organism in Eukaryota, Fungi, Ascomycota, Sordariomycetes, Sordariales, Sordariaceae. The record is from RefSeq and is a predicted model, not a curated record. Bases 187 to 798 code for a protein of 203 amino acids.
UCGGUCAUUUUACUAGUUCACUUUGAGUCUCACAACUGCCAAAUCACAUUUGAGGUGAUCACAGCAUCUGAAGUUGAACAUCUAUCUCUACCUCUUAUCCGUCCUCACCCGCUACAUCAGUCAUCGUUGGGUACAUCCCGUCCAAGUACUACUUGGUUUAGUCGAGUGUGUUACCUACCAGCAGCCAUGGCCUCCACGAAGCGCAUCGCGAAGGAAUUCGCAGACUGCACCACCGCCCCACCCCCUGGCAUCUCCAUCACCCUCCCCUCUGACGCCGACCUACACACCUGGCACGUCACCGUCACGGCGCCCCCCAACUCCGUCUACGCCCCCGGUCGCUUCGGCCUCAUCCUCAAGCUUCCCACCGAUUACCCCUUCAAGCCUCCGACCAUCAAUUUCACGACGCGCAUCUACCACCCCAACAUCACCAACGACUCGCUGGGGAACAUCUGCCUGGGCCUGCUGAAAUCCGAGAACUGGAAGCCCGCGAGCAAGAUCAUCAGCGUGCUGGAGGCUGUGCGCAACAUUCUCGUCGAACCGAUGCCCGACGACGCGCUCGAGCAGCGCAUUGCGGAUGAGUACCGGAGGGAUCGGCCCGAGUUCGAAAAGAAUGCAAGGGCGUAUGUGGAGAGGUAUGCGAAGGGGUCGGUGAAUUUUGUGCAGGCUCCUCCCCCUCCGGAGAAGAAGGAUGGUGCGCCUGCGGGUGCUACUACUGGUGCUGUGAAUCCUGGUCGCGCUGCUGGUAGGCAAGGAGGUGCUAGCUCGGGUUCGGCGUCCCGCCCUGCUCCACCUGCGUAGGGGCAGGGGCGUAGGUGAUAGGUGGCUGCUAGAAGAUAUACGCUUUUUGUCACUUGAUGAAGCUGUUCAAAAUGCAUAGCGAUGACACAGAGUCUCUGUGAUACGAGCGACGUGAUGCGUAACGGGGAUGGGAGGUU